CUUGGCAUUUUCACUCCAUCAAGCAUCAUCAUCAUCAUCAUUCAUCAUGAAGUUCUACCAGCUCUCCGCCCUCGUGGCCAUCUUUGCCUCUGUAGCCUCUGCAGGCGACGUCUGCCCUCAAGAGCUCGAGGAGUUCAUUGUCGGCAGCCACUGGUUCGACAUGUGCGCCCACAUUGGCUGCAAGUACGUUGCGGAUACGUCUAAGCGCCAGGGCUGCUACUGCAAGGACGGACACAAGCGCAAUGUGAUUGGCAACUGCGUUCCCAUCAGCGAGUGCAACGAUCCCCGAUGCCCUGCUCCCCCCAAGCCCAAGGAGCCCGGACUAGGCGAUCAGCUCGAGGGCGUCAUUGGCGAUUUGGCCGGCGUUGAGAAGCCUAAGCCUGGUGCUCCUAAGCCCGCGAAUGCCAAUGGCCUCAAGGACGUCCUUGGUGAUUUGGCUGGUGUCCCGAAGCCCGGUGUGAACCCCAACACGGGUCUUUAAGCUACACGUGGAACUUAAUCUGGUCUCCUGGGCAUUUUGCACGGGAUAAGCUGGCGUCACGGGUAAAAGAGGCAUUGUGUGUAUACUAUUUUAUUCCAUUGAGAUGUUUCAAUACAAAAAAUGUCUAUUAUACAUGGUGGUUUUAGUCUCCAACUUAGGGGAGAGUGGCAAUGUCUAUUGUUUUGUUCUCAGAGGCGGCUGCUGUUGUGCGCGCUUCUCUCCGCCGCUGCCAUCGCGCAGUAGGCGCGGCGCUGUGUCGUAGAUAGGUGUGUCGUUUCCGCUUAACAAGCAGAUCCAGAUCUACAUUUCUAUAUCGUAUAUCGUAGCGUACCCAUCGCUGUAGUCCGGGAAGAUGCAUCCCCAGAGAGGGUAGUGCCAGUAGCGUGCCCACGUUCUUGGCUUCAUCUGGGUACACGUCCUUUCCUUCGUCUCGUGUGCCUCCCAGCCACUUCUCAUUGACUGCGUAAAGACCAGGGAGCGAGAAGCGGAUUUUACCGGGCGCAUAAGCUCUAAGAACCUUUUCUAGCCUCUUCCUCUCUUCAUCGGGCAGCGCUCGCGAGAACUGCUUCGAAUGGGAUGGAUGGAAGGGCAGGAUGCGAAAACGUGCAUUCGGAAGUGUGCUCGCCAGACGGAUCCAGAAUCGAUUGUCCCAUAGUUGGUGAUGUUUGCACGUCUUCCAGGAUGCUCGUUUACUGAUGCGUGUGUCGGCGAGUGGCGACAGCUCAGAUAGUGGUGGCACGGUUGGAUUACCAGACUUUCGGUCAAGCAGCCGUCGAGAAGGCAUUGGUCUGUUGGCAGGGUAUGGUGCUCGUGAAAGCAGCCAUCGGUUAUUUGGUAGCGGCUCAAACAGGACGCCUGCAAUAGAAAAAGCCUUGCGAGAUGAUUCGCUACUGCUGUCCGAGAAGAGCUGUGGGAAUAGCCGGCGGACGACGUUGUCCAGAUUGGGCAGGGGAAUAUAGCUCUGAUCCGGUGUCACAAAUUCAAUGAGCUUUCGAACCAUGACAGUGGCCAGAACUUUUUGCUUCUCUUUCAAGGUAGCGUCUCGCUGUGCCGAGUUUAUGCGUCGCUUACGGCCGACAUCUAUAGUUGGCAGUCGUAUACGAAGAGUGCCAGCAUUGGAGUCGAAGCUGCGGACAACACCUUCGCGUUGAAUCAGUCUCUUUGCCUCGUCCUCUUCUUGAGUGGCGCGUUUAUCUGCUCUCUUGCUCAGUCGCAGAAUGUUCUCCUUUUGUAGGGCUUUGGGUAAUGUGUGAUUUCGAAGUAGGUGGCGGACUGCGUUGCGUGUAGUAAGCGUCUUGUCGGCAUUGGUGGCGUCUUCGAACCAAGGAACGCCGUUUGCCUCGCAGGUAGCAAUCAAUCUAUCCUUAUCAAACUCCAACAGCGGUCUAUAUAUCCAAACGCCACCGUCCUCAAUGUUGAGUGGCUUGAGGUAGGGCUGAUUGGGAUCGUGCGUCCUCGUAACAAAGCCCGCAAAGCGAGACGUCUGAUUGAGGACGAGGCGGGACGUGAUGGACUCAAAGUCGCCCGACACGCGGACAUCAUCUUGCAAACUUCGCCGCAAACCGCGUAUUUCUCUGUUUGUCGGCUUAAAGCUCAAUGCAGGAAGCCGCUUGACUUGGUCAUCAAGCAGGCCGCUCUUGUGGACACCGCUCAUAUCGUAGCAUUCGGGGAUUGCAUUGGCGGCUUGCAUGCCUCUGAGGCCGCGGUAUCCAUGACCGGCAAGCAAACGCAUAAGCACCGUCUCAUACUGGUCGUCGCGGUGGUGCGCCAGGAACAAGCUGCUAAUGUGGCGCUGGUGACAUGUUGCACCUAGAAUAUGGUAUCGGUUGUUUCUGGCAGCGCUCUCUAGGUUCGGUAGUGUAGCAGGAUCGAUUCCGUUUUCUCGCUCAUGUUUCCACCGCAUGCGUGACACCAUGACUCUCAGAUGCAUCUUGCUGAGAGAUUUGGCCACGGCACUAGCUUCAACAUCGCUGCCGGGCCGCAGCUGGUGGUCAACCACGACACCGUAGGCGCCCAUAAGGGGGUGAUCGGCAAUCUUAAGCUUCUCACCGGAUCGAAUGAGACAGGAAAAUAAAAACGCCAGGGCCAUGGAGUCCACACCCCCCGAAAUGGCGAGCCCGACGCGCUGCGGGCGUGCAUGGCGGGCGGCUGGGAAUCGCGGCGGGCAAAUGGCCAGCAGGGCGUCUCUGAAUUCGGCAGCGCCAAUUGGCUUGGGCAGCCUGUGCAGGGCGCUUGCUGCCUGUGCUGCGGGAUUCAUUCCAUUGUAUGCUGGACGAAAUCCCUUUGCAGUUGGGUGUUGGUGAGGUGUUUUGGUUUGGAGGGACAGACGGUGAAGAGGAGAAAAGUUGUCG
Molecule: messenger RNA, 2832 nt
Organism: [Torrubiella] hemipterigena
Lineage: Eukaryota; Fungi; Ascomycota; Sordariomycetes; Hypocreales; Clavicipitaceae
Source: the annotation of a GenBank genome assembly